AAGCGGCGCGCGCCGCGGUCAGCUGAUUGCUCCGGCUGGCACGUGACUUGCUCCGUAGACGCUGGGGUCGUGAAAGCCGUGGGGCCGGAGCUUAGGUCCGGGAGGGAUGGAGCGCUGAGCCGUUAACGUCUGCCGGGCUGUCCGCCUCCGUACCUGUUAGUGCAGCCACUUCGUCGUUUGACAUCUUCCUGGAGUCCCUUUUGAUUUGGAAAGAAACACUUGGUAACAAAUAUGACUGAGUUCUGGCUUAUAUCUGCUCCUGGGGAGAAAACAUGUCAGCAAACAUGGGAGAAAUUGCAUGCAGCAACUACAAAGAACAAUAAUCUUGCUAUUACUUCAAAAUUUAACAUUCCUGACUUAAAGGUUGGCACACUGGAUGUCUUGGUUGGUUUGUCGGAUGAACUGGCUAAACUGGAUGCAUUUGUAGAAGGGGUGGUUAAGAAAGUGGCUCAAUAUAUGGCUGAUGUAUUGGAAGAUAGUAAAGAUAAAGUUCAGGAGAAUCUGUUGGCCAAUGGAGUUGACUUGGUUACUUAUAUAACAAGGUUUCAGUGGGACAUGGCUAAAUACCCAAUCAAGCAGUCCCUGAAAAAUAUUUCUGAAAUAAUUGCCAAGGGAGUGACUCAGAUUGACAAUGACCUGAAAUCUAGAGCAUCCGCAUAUAAUAACUUGAAAGGGAAUCUUCAGAAUUUGGAACGGAAGAAUGCAGGAAGUUUGCUAACUAGAAGUUUAGCAGAAAUUGUGAAGAAGGAUGACUUUGUUCUUGAUUCAGAGUAUCUCGUCACAUUACUGGUCGUGGUUCCCAAGUUAAACCACAACGACUGGAUUAAGCAGUAUGAAACACUAGCUGAAAUGGUAGUUCCAAGGUCUAGCAAUGUACUCUCAGAGGACCAAGACAGUUACCUUUGCAAUGUCACCUUGUUUAGGAAGGCAGUUGAUGACUUCAGACACAAAGCCAGGGAAAACAAAUUCAUCGUUCGUGACUUCCAGUAUAAUGAAGAGGAGAUGAAAGCAGAUAAAGAAGAAAUGAACAGGCUUUCUACUGACAAGAAAAAGCAGUUUGGACCACUUGUACGGUGGCUGAAAGUAAAUUUCAGUGAGGCGUUUAUUGCGUGGAUUCACGUGAAAGCGUUGAGAGUUUUUGUUGAGUCUGUCUUAAGGUAUGGCUUGCCCGUGAACUUCCAAGCAAUGCUCCUUCAGCCCAAUAAGAAAACAAUGAAGAAACUAAGAGAAGUAUUAUAUGAAUUGUAUAAACAUCUAGACAGCAGUGCGGCAGCUAUUAUUGAUGCUCCUAUGGAUAUUCCAGGCUUAAACCUGAGUCAGCAGGAAUACUACCCCUAUGUGUACUACAAGAUUGAUUGCAACUUGCUGGAAUUCAAGUAAAAAAGAGCUCCUUCCCAGACAAUCCUGUCCUUGUGUUGGUGUAUUCUAACAGAAAUAGGUUACAGUAUGACAGUACUUUUAACUCUCUAUUGUCCUUUGCUUGCUUCUGACCCCCCCUCUCCUAGGUGAGUUCUUCUGUAGUGGUCCAUUUCUCAGUAUUUUCUUGUUCAAGGAGAAUAGAUGUCUUAUUUCUUUUUAUUGAUCAGGUCUGUAAAUGUGUACUAAAAAAAAAAAAAUCAGAGUUUAUUUAUAAACAGAAUAGUUUAUUUAAAGACAAGGUCUUUCCUCAUUGUGGUAUGCAUUAAUUCCAUUUGUUACUGUUGUGCACAAAAACCUUGUUUACAAGGGAAUGGUAAACGUUUAUACCAUUUUGUUCACUGUAUUUAGUAGACAUAACUGUUUAAUAGUGACUGAAUGAUGAUGUAAAGAAAUGUGACAAUAUUCAGGUAUGUGCUUUCUGAAUGUUUGAAAUUACAAUCUGUGAGCACUGUUGACACCCACAGGAGAGAAUAAAAUGACCUGUGCAAAGGUG
Leopardus geoffroyi (Geoffroy's cat) is the source of this 1912-nucleotide messenger RNA. It is a transcript of the gene ATP6V1C1, whose product is annotated as ATPase H+ transporting V1 subunit C1. Bases 232 to 1380 code for a protein of 382 amino acids. The transcript has 13 exons. Gene Ontology annotation, biological process: proton transmembrane transport. NCBI's taxonomy places the organism in Eukaryota, Metazoa, Chordata, Mammalia, Carnivora, Felidae. Gene Ontology annotation, cellular component: lysosomal membrane; vacuolar proton-transporting V-type ATPase, V1 domain. The record is from RefSeq and is a predicted model, not a curated record. Gene Ontology annotation, molecular function: proton-transporting ATPase activity, rotational mechanism.